AGGAGGUACGACACGCGGUUAAGCUCACGUGGCUGCUAUUUCUUGAUUGAAGGCAAGAAAGACAAAGAAGUCGUUAAAAAUGCAUUCCAAUGACGACAUUCAACUGGUGGCAAGUAAGCGCCAUAAAGAGACAAGUUUAGAGCAUAAAACUCAGUGAAUUUGUUGCUGGCUAGUAGCUAGAGUUUUACAAGUAGAGAUUAGAUUUGUUGUAAGAACCAAGGCUCAGAUGUUUGCAGUGAUCCUAUCCUGAAUGCAGCUGGUCAUGUGACCGUGUCGUACGUACCUCCUCUGGGUUAAUUAAAAGAUUAACAUUUGCCAACUGCCAACUACCAACUGGAGUAGCACUCAGGGCCACCGUACGAGGCUGAUCUGCAGCUCAGCUAGCGCUAUCGGGAGUACAUGCACCAUGGACCCAAGUCAACAAGACUCUGAGCUACAUGCUCAAAAGAAGCUAGCCAAGGACUUAUCUGAGGCUGUAGUCAACUAUGAUGUCAUUAAAGUGAGAUCUUUGUUGGGAAAGGGGGCGGAUCCUAACCACCAGCUCUACUGGAGUGACGAGUGGGCGGAGCUGCCUCCAUUACACUUUGCUUGUCAGAAGGGCAACCUUGAGAUUGUGAAGAUACUUGCUACCCAUGGAGCUCAUAUUGAUAAAGGUGAUGGGAAGCUGAACAGAGUUCCACUGCACUAUGCAUCCAGGAGGGUUGAGGUGGUGAAAUACCUGAUCCAAGAGCUCAAAUGUAGCACUGAUUUGAGGGAUAAACGCAGCAGGACUCUUCUUCACUUGGCUUGUAUCGAGGGAAGUAGAGACGUGAUACAGUAUCUGGUGGAGGAGCUGAAGAUGGAUGUUGAUGUGAGAGAUGCUGAGGGAAAGUCCCCAAUGGACAGAGCAGUAUUAGGCGUGUAUGACAGCUGUGUGAAUGUUGCCCUCUACCUGAUGAGCCGUGGCUAUGCAUGUAGUGAUGAGGACAAAGCCAAUUUACUGUGUGGAGUAUGUUGGACUGGCAGGCUGGAUAUGGUGGAGGAACUGGUCGAACAUCACAAAGUUGACCCAGAGAAUGCAACUGACCGUGCUGGCUGGACUCCUCUUAGAAGAGCUAAAGAGAGUGGUCACUUUGUAAUCGUUGACUACUUCAAGUCUCUAUCACAACAAUCUUCUGUCAGUAACUGGAGGCAGGAGAAUGGACCACCACCAACAAAGAAACGAAAAGCUGCCCAGAAAGUGUGUCCUAGCUGUGAGGAGAGCUGUCACAUCCGCUACAAGAAGUGUCCCGAAUGUGAGCACAAGUUCACUCACUCAAGAACAUAAUGAUAGAAUCGAAAAUAUUGUAACUAAUUAGUGGUACUGGUUUACCGAAUUACAUGUACAUGCUUGUAUAUAUAUAGUGGAUUAUUUUCGUAUGGUGGAAAUUU
This is a messenger RNA of Halichondria panicea, 1410 nucleotides long. Its product is annotated as ankyrin repeat domain-containing protein 7-like. Lineage: Eukaryota; Metazoa; Porifera; Demospongiae; Suberitida; Halichondriidae. Gene Ontology annotation, molecular function: protein binding. The record is from RefSeq and is a predicted model, not a curated record. Bases 407 to 1306 code for a protein of 299 amino acids. The transcript is spliced from 8 exons.